Messenger RNA from Aphis gossypii (cotton aphid), 3516 nucleotides. RefSeq lists its product as uncharacterized. Lineage: Eukaryota; Metazoa; Arthropoda; Insecta; Hemiptera; Aphididae. The transcript has a single exon. Bases 1 to 3516 code for a protein of 1171 amino acids. The record is from RefSeq and is a predicted model, not a curated record.
AUGGGAAGGCCUAAGCGUCAAGAUUCGGACAAUGUCGAAAAUAAACGGUCGUUAAUUCGUGCUCGUGCAUCGCGGGAUGCAUCGUUACGGUCAAUUAAGAAAAUAAAUACUAUAGGCGAGGAAGCUAAAAUAAAUGUCGAACUUCGCGCAUUGUUUGAAGCUCAUUACUUGUCAUUGAAACGGUUCACUGAUCAAUUUGAGUUAGCACAACAAGCAGUAUUAAAUGCUCUUGUUGAUUCGGAUAAUGUAGGCGAGUUUGAAACGGUUGAUUCUGAAGUCACUGACGCUAUGGAAGAGAUAUGUGCAAAUAUUCAACUCAUUGCUACUGGCUUCCAUAACGCUUCGGUUAAUGUUGUUGCUACUAAUAAUGUUUCUACUGGUGCAAGACAAAUAGCUCAGCCUGUUGUGCUCCCAAAAAUUGAAUUACCAAAAUUUGAUGGUAAUGUACUUGAUUGGGUAUCAUUUCGGGACAUGUUUCAAUCACUAGUUCAUGACAACCCUGAUAUUUCCAACAUUCAACGUUAUCAUUUUUUAAUUCUAAGCUUGUCCGGUCCAGCACUAGCGGUAGUGAAAGCCAUUCCGUUGACGGCUGAUAAUUAUGUCAUAGCUUGGGACGCAUUAAAACAAUCAUUUGAGAAUCAACGGUUAAUAGCUUCUGCACAUAUUGAUAAACUAUUUUCAUUUGUGCCUUUGAAGAAAGAAUCAUUGUCGUCACUAUCUUCAUUUGUUCACGUAUUUACCGAAAAUGUUUCGGCUAUUAAAGCACUUGGUGUUCAAGAUUUGGCUGGUUUUAUCUUGUUUCACAUCGGGGCCCGGGUAAUUGAUACAGAGACCAGGAGACUUUUUGAAGCUAGCAUCGAACAAAAUGAAGUACCUAGUUUAGAUAUGCUAUUAAAAUUUGUAGAAAAGAGAUGUAAAAUCUUAGAAAAUAUUGGAACCUCGGUUGGAACGAACGAAAAACAGGAUAACACCUUUAAAGGUAAUAGUAAGAAGACACAAGGUGGGCUUCCUGGCAAAACUUCAUUGACAAUUUCAACUUCAUCUACUGCAUCAAAUUGUCCAUUCUGUCAACAUGAACAUCAAAUUCAUCGUUGUUUCUCAUUUAAGCGCAAACCAGUUACGGCGCGGCGUAAGUUUGUGAGUGACAACAGUUUAUGUUUUAUAUGCUUAAAACUUGGGCAUAAUGCUAGCUCUUGUACUGCCGUUUUUACAUGCAAGAAAUGUGAAGGUCGUCAUAACACACUGUUACAUCUGGAAAGUUUUGGUGUAACGAAUAACAGUGAGGUGACGCAGAAGGAAAAUACAAUUGUUCAGGCCACUACGUCCGAACCAGUUGAAAAUAAUACUGUAUUCGCAGGUACUAUAUCAACACAAACAACUGUAGUAUUAGGGACUGCCGUUAUUCGGGUACAAGAUAACACAGGUGCUAUGCAUCAGAUCAGAAUUUUAUUAGAUAGUGGGUCACAAGUUUCAGCUAUCACAGCGGAUUGUGCCAACAGACUCGGUCUCAAAUGUAGCAAAAGUCACGUAAAAGUGGUUGGCCUUUCUCAACAACCAGUCUCCAAGGUUAAAGGAGUUACUCAGUGUGAUUUUUUCCCUCUUCAGUCAGAGCAACCAUGUUUUAAGGCAGACAAUGUUAUCAUAUUAUCCCAAAUCACUGGAUUAAUACCAACAUGUUCACUUCCUGUCACCGUUCGCACACGCUAUCAACACCUAGUACUAGCCGAUCCAGAAUUUGAUCGUCCCGGUACCGUUGACAUGCUGAUAGGUGGUGAUUUAUAUCCGAUGAUUUUGCAACCUAGAACUGACAUUAUUCAUACACCUGGAAUACCUUCAGCAAUGCACACAAACCUUGGUUGGAUAAUUGUUGGUUCAUUGAAGGAUUCUACUCCAUUAUCUCUCACGUCAUUAACGAUUAGUACGGUACCAGUUAUGAAUGAGACUUUGCAACAAUUUUGCAGGAUUGAAGAGCCGAUAGUUCAAACACAAUCAACAACAGAAGACGAACGAUGCGAAGAGUGGUUGUGCAAAACAGUGUCACGGGACACAUCAGGCAGGUUUUGUGUUGCUCUCCCUUUUCGAUCUACAAUUAACGUACAAUGUAAUUCAAAGCAAGACUUGAUUACGCCGAGUGGUCUUGGUUCCUCGCGUACUAUGGCAUUAAACCGGUUGCUUAAUAUUGAACGCCGCUUAGCUAAAGACCCUGAACUAUAUUCCGCGUAUCGUUGUUUCAUGAAUGAAUAUCUUUUAUUAGGUCACAUACGCGCAGCUGAUAAACCAGAAAAAUAUUUUAUCCCGCAUCACGCAGUAGUCAAACGGAAAAACGGUAAGAUGAAAAUUCGGGUAGUAUUUGAUGCGUCGGCUAAGUCGUCAUCUGGGUUUGUAUUGAACGACUGCUUGGCAACCGGGUCAAAAUUACAAAGUAAUAUUACGGAUAUACUACUUCAAAGUCGUUUUUACAAAUAUUUAUUCAUUGCCGACAUUGAAAAGAUAUACGGGCAGAUCCGAGUCAAUGAUGCAGACUGUGCGUAUCAACAUAUACUUUGGAGAAAUUCACCCAAUGAGGAAGUCAAAGAAUACGAAUUAUGUACAAGAACGUAUGGUUUCAAUGCAGCUCCAUAUUUGGCAAUCAGAUGUUUACGCCAAUUAGAUUCAGAUUGCGGAAAUCAAUUUCCUCUGGCAAAAAAUCUGUUAGUUACAUCUACAUAUGUUGACGAUAUUGUGGCAGGAGCUGAUACAGAAAGGGUUGUGCUAGAACUUCAACGUCAAUUAAUAUCCUUAUUACGUAAAGGAGGGUUCAAUCUAAGGAAAUGGGCCAGCAAUUGUGACGCAAUAUUAAAAGGUAUACCUGCUGAAGAUCGCGCAAUGGACCCAUCUUUUGAACUUAAAGAUGACCAAUCAGUGAAAGUACUGGGUUUGCAUUGGAGUACUAAUUCGGAUAUCUUAGGGUAUCAUAUUAAUAUCAACCAAGUCAACCCAAUUAAGCGCUCAAUACUUUCAGCAAUUGCUCGUCUAUAUGAUCCAGUUGGCACGUUGGGACCCGUGAUAUUUUGGGCCAAGCGCGUUCUGCAAGAGCUAUGCAUAGAAAAGUUAGAUUGGGAUGAGCCGCCUCCGCCUGAUAUCAUCAAUAAAUGGCAAGAUUUUACAACGGAGUUACCUGCAUUAUCGUCAUUGUCGCUUUGUCGAUUCAUUAACGUACUCUCAUCAAAAACCAUACGAUUAUUGGGUUUUGCGGAUGUCUCUAAAAAGGGAAUCAUCCGCGUCGUUGGAAGAUUGAAGCGUGCAUUCUUGGAUGAAGAUGCAAAACAUCCAAUCCUUCUGCCUCAAAAGGUUCGUCUGACGGAGCUUAUCAACACACCAUCACGACCACCCAUGUCCUGGCAGAUAGGUCGAAUCGUUCAAGUCCAUCCAGGUGCGGAUGACAUUGUGCGUGUGGCAACUGUCAAAACACAUGAGGGAACUUUGACCCGUCCUGUGGUCAAGUUAGUGAAACUUCCGAUUGAUCCAAGACCUUAA